Molecule: messenger RNA, 2145 nt
Organism: Octopus sinensis (East Asian common octopus)
Lineage: Eukaryota; Metazoa; Mollusca; Cephalopoda; Octopoda; Octopodidae
Product: ATP-dependent DNA helicase pif1-like
Exons: 1
Coding region: 1-2145 (714 amino acids)
Biological process (GO): DNA repair; telomere maintenance
Molecular function (GO): DNA helicase activity
Source: RefSeq, a predicted model, not a curated record
AUGCAUUUAGAGGUACAUUUGGAAAAUGGACAAAGAGUUUACUUCAAUGAAGAAAAUGUACAAGACCAAAUACAAAACCCAAGGAAUUCUACACUAAUGGCUUUUUUUGAACUUUGUACAUUAGACACAUUUGCAAAAACAUUAUUAUAUUGUGAAAUUCCAAGAUACUACAGGUGGGAAACUACCGGUAAGAAAUUCAAACGAAGGAUAAGAGGAGAACCAGUGAAUGGACAUCCAGGAAUUGUAAGUAGUGAUGCAUUGGGCAGGGUGUACACAGUUCACCCUAAUAAUGCCGAAUGUUAUUGUGUUAGGUUACUUCUGCAUAACAUCCGAGGACCGACAUUUUUUACCGAUUUAAAGACAGUUGAUGGAGUAAUCUGCGCAACAUUUAGAGAAGCCUGUUUUAAAUUGGGACUUUUAGAGGAUGAUAAAAGCUGGGACGACGCAUUGACCGAAGCUGGGAUUUUCAAUAUGCCAUCAAAGAUUAGAUAUUUAUUUACAUUGAUGUUGGCAUAUUGUAAUAUAUCAAAUCCUCUACAACUGUGGGAGAAGCAUAAAGAAAUAAUGUGUGAAGAUAUAUUAAAGAGGGAUGCAAAAUCAGGUUUUGACGAGGACAUUUUUAAUGAAGGAUUACUAAUUAUUAAUAGAUCACUCGAAUCAGUCAUUGGGAAAAAUAUAUGUGAGUACGGGUUUAGCGUUAACAGUCAAAAUAUUACAAAUAAUUUGGAAUAUGACAAAUAUAAUUUAGAAGAACUACAAAAAAUACUUAAUGAAAGGGAACCGAAUUUAUUGGAAGGUCAAUUAAGAAUCUACAAUGAAAUAAACAGAAAGAUUGAAGAAAAUGAUGGUAAAAUAUUCUUCAUAGAUGCACCGGGAGGUACAGGUAAAACAUAUCUAUUAAAUUUAUUAUUGGCAAAGGCGAGAUGCAAUAAUAAAAUAGCUAUAGCAGUUGCUUCUACAGGUAUUGCGGCUACGCUUUUAGAUGGUGGACGAACAGCACAUUCAAUGUUCAAACUACCAUUAAAUCUAGCAAAGGAUAUGGAGCCAGUUUGUAAUAUUAAAGGAAAUUCACUUAUUGGGACUAUUAUACGUGAUUGUAAUCUAAUAGUAUGGGAUGAGUGUACAAUGGUAAGUAAAAGAGCAUUUGAAGCAGUUGACAGAACUUUUCGCGACAUCAAACAUUCAGAUUCACCUUUUGGUGGAUCGGUGUUAGUAUUAGCAGGUGAUUUUAGACAGACACUGCCUAUUAUUCAAAGAGGAACACCAGCAGAUGAACUUAAUGCAUGUUUGAAAUCAUCGUAUUUGUGGACCUUGGUAAAAAAAAUAAGUCUAAAUGUAAAUAUUCGUGCACAAAAGUCAGAAACAAAUUCAUUCGCUAAGGUACUUUUAAAUGUAGGGAAUGGAACACUCGAAACAAAUUCAGAAGAUUUUAAGGUAUCACUACCUCCAGAGUUAUGCAUAAAUGUAAACAGACCAGAAGAAUUAUUAACCUCAGUUUAUCCAAAUCUAGAGGAAAAUUACACAUGCUUUGACUGGCUUAGGGAAAGAGCAAUACUAGCACCACUAAAUGACGAAGUACAUAAUAUUAAUUUAGAUUUGCUCAUUAAAUUACCAGGAAUGGAACGUAUUUAUAAAUCUGUAGAUGUAAUUAUGGAUCAAGAAACAGCAUGUGAAUAUCCUGUGGAAUUUCUAAAUUCUUUAGAACCGUCAGGGAUGCCUCAUCAUACUUUAAAAUUAAAGGUAGGAGCGCCAGUUGUUCUAUUACGAAAUCUAGAAUCUCCAAGGUUAUGUAAUGGUACAAGAUUAGUAAUAACAAAUUUAAUGUCUAAUAUUAUAGAAGCAACGAUAUUAACGGGGAAAAAUAAAGGAGAAGAUGUUUAUAUUCCAAAAAUUCCAAUAAUUUCGGAUGAAUUACCAUUUAGAUUUAAGAGACUACAAUUUCCAUUGAAGUUGAGUUUCGCAAUGACAAUCAACAAAUCACAGGGACAAACCCUUAAAGUAGUAGGUUUAUUUUUAGCAAGUGAAUGUUUUUCACAUGGACAAUUGUAUGUAGGUUGUUCUAGGGUAGGUGAACGAGAAAACCUAUUCAUAUACACCAAAGAUUGUCGUACAAGCAAUAUAGUGUAUCAACAAGCAUUACAAUAA